AUGAUGGACAUGCAAGUGAGAAAAGUGAGGAAGCCGCCUGCUUGCACCCAAUGCAGGAAGAGAAAGAUCGGGUGCGACAGGGCAAAACCGAUAUGUGGGAAUUGCGUCAAGUAUAACAAGCCGGACUGUUUUUAUCCAGAUGGACCUGGUAAGAUGGUCGCUGUGCCCUCUGCGUCCGGGAUGUCCACGCACGGCAAUGGCCAAGGUUCCAACCAUUUUAGUCAGGGAAACGGUGUAAAUCAGAAAAACGUAAUGAUUCAAACGCAGUAUCCGAUUAUGCAAACGUCGAUAGAGGCAUUCAACUUCUCGUUCAACCCCUCUGUGGAUACUGCGAUGCAGUGGACCAAGGCCGCUAGCUACCAGAAUAAUAACACCAAUAAUAAUACUGCUCCUCGUCAGAAUAGUAGUACCGUUAGUAGUAAUGUUCAUGGAAACACUAUUGUGAGAAGCGAUAGUCCAGAUGUGCCCUCCAUGGAUCAGAUUAGAGAAUAUAACACACGAUUACAACUGGUUAACGCUCAAAGUUUUGACUAUACAGAUAACCCAUACUCUUUUAAUGUUGGUAUCAAUCAAGACUCGGCCGUUUUCGAUCUAAUGACUUCUCCGUUUACUCAAGAGGAAGUAUUAAUCAAGGAGAUAGACUUUUUAAAAAACAAAUUGCUUGAUUUACAAAGCUUGCAACUGAAAAGUUUGAAAGAAAAAUCGAAUUUAAAUGCCGACAAUACCACGGCAAACAAAAUUAACAAAACAGGUGAGAAUUCUAAGAAAGGCAAGGUUGACGGUAAAAGAGCCGGAUUUGAUCAUCAGACUUCAAGGACUUCUCAGUCCUCACAAAAAUACUUUACAGCGCUCACAAUAACAGAUGUGCAAAGUUUAGUCCAAGUGAAACCGUUGAAGGAUACCCCCAACUACCUUUUCACUAAAAACUUCAUCAUUUUUAGAGAUCAUUAUCUUUUCAAGUUCUAUAAUAUUUUGCACGAUAUCUGCCAUAUUAAUCAGUUCAAAGUAAGUCCUCCUAACAAUAAAAAUCACCAACAAUAUAUGGAAGUUUGCAAAGUUAACUUCCCACCAAAAGCAAUAAUUAUUGAGACACUAAACUCUGAAUCCCUUAACAAUCUGAAUAUUGAAGAAUUUUUGCCAAUCUUUGACAAAACCCUCUUACUAGAAUUUGUUCAUAACUCUUUUCCAAAUGGUGAUACCUGUCCUUCAUUCUCAACGGUCGAUCUUCCUUUAUCUCAACUGACCAAACUAGGCGAAUUAACUGUGCUUCUACUGUUGUUAAACGAUUCAAUGACCCUAUUCAAUAAGCAGGCUAUUAAUAACCAUGUUUCGGCAUUAAUGAAUAAUUUGAGGUUGAUUCGAAGCCAAAUCACAUUGAUAAACCUGGAAUAUUAUGACCAAGAGACAAUCAAAUUUAUUGCCAUCACAAAAUUUUAUGAAUCUCUGUACAUGCAUGAUGAUCAUAAAUCAAGUUUAGACGAAGAUUUGAGCUGUCUGUUAAGCUUCCAGAUAAAAGAUUUCAAGUUAUUCCAUUUUUUGAAAAAAAUGUAUUACUCAAGACAUUCGCUUCUAGGUCAGUCUUCAUUCAUGGUACCCGCUGCUGAAAACCUAUCUCCGAUACCUGCCUCUAUUGAUACGAACGACAUUCCUUUAAUUGCUAACGAUUUAAAAUUACUGGAAACGCAAGCAAAAUUGAUAAAUAUUCUGCAAGGUGUUCCUUUCUACUUGCCAGUAAAUUUAACCAAAAUUGAAAGUCUGUUAGAAACCUUGACUAUGGGCGUGAGUAAUACAGUAGACUUAUAUUUUCAUGACAACGAAGUCAGAAAAGAAUGGAAAGACACUUUAAAUUUUAUCAAUACCAUUGUUUAUACAAAUUUUUUCCUUUUUGUUCAAAACGAAUCCUCUUUGUCCAUGGCAGUUCAACAUUCUUCUAACAACAAUAAGACCUCGAACUCUGAAAGAUGUGCAAAGGAUCUGAUGAAAAUUAUUUCUAAUAUGCACAUUUUUUACUCAAUAACAUUUAAUUUUAUCUUCCCCAUAAAGUCGAUAAAGUCAUUUUCAAGCGGCAAUAAUCGCUUUCAUUCUAAUGGUAAAGAAUUUUUAUUCGCAAAUCAUUUUAUUGAAAUCUUACAGAAUUUUAUAGCAAUCACAUUUGCUAUUUUCCAACGUUGUGAAGUAAUAUUAUAUGACGAAUUUUACAAAAAUCUUUCAAAUGAGGAGAUUAAUGUUCAAUUGCUAUUGAUUCAUGACAAGAUUUUGGAAAUUUUAAAAAAAAUAGAAAUUAUCGUAUCCUUUUUACGAGAUGAAAUGAAUAGCAACGGAAGUUUCAAAUCUAUUAAAGGUUUCAACAAGGUUUUGAAUCUGAUUAAAUAUAUGCUGAGAUUUAGCAAGAAAAAACAAAAUUUUGCGAGAAACUCUGAUAACAAUAAUGUUACAGAUUAUAGUCAGUCGGCGAAGAACAAAAAUGUUCUCUUGAAAUUCCCCGUUAGUGAACUGAACAGAAUCUAUUUAAAAUUUAAGGAGAUUUCAGAUUUUUUAAUGGAAAGAGAAGUUGUCCAAAGGAGUAUAAUUAUUGACAAGGAUUUGGAAUCUGAUAAUCUGGGUAUUACUACGGCAAACUUCAACGAUUUCUAUGAUGCAUUUUAUAAUUAG
Saccharomyces cerevisiae S288C is the source of this 2652-nucleotide messenger RNA. It is a transcript of the gene RSC30, whose product is annotated as Rsc30p. Gene Ontology annotation, molecular function: DNA-binding transcription factor activity, RNA polymerase II-specific; zinc ion binding. The coding region runs from base 1 to 2652 and encodes 883 amino acids. Lineage: Eukaryota; Fungi; Ascomycota; Saccharomycetes; Saccharomycetales; Saccharomycetaceae. Gene Ontology annotation, cellular component: nucleus. The record is from RefSeq and is marked reviewed. The transcript has a single exon. Gene Ontology annotation, biological process: regulation of DNA-templated transcription.